This is a messenger RNA of Polypterus senegalus (gray bichir), 683 nucleotides long. NCBI's taxonomy places the organism in Eukaryota, Metazoa, Chordata, Cladistia, Polypteriformes, Polypteridae. The record is from the annotation of a RefSeq genome assembly.
AUGACAUUAACCUUUUUCGAUCAAUUUGCUAGUCAAACCUUCUUAGGUAUUCCACUAAUCGCUAUUGCCCUUCUAUUACCAUGACUAUUAUUUCCAACCCCUAAUAAACGAUGAAUAAAUAAUCGACUAAUUACUAUUCAAUCCUGAUUUAUUACUCGAGCCACCAAUCAACUUAUAUUACCACUAAAUAUUGGUGCACAUAAAUGAGCCGUAGUUCUAAUUGCCCUCCUUUUAUUUUUAAUUACUCUAAACCUUUUAGGCCUUCUACCCUAUACCUUUACUCCAACUACCCAACUAUCUAUAAAUAUGGCCCUAGCUGUACCAUUAUGACUGGCCACUGUACUAAUUGGGAUGCGAAAUCAACCAACACACUCUUUAGCCCAUCUUCUACCAGAAGGGACACCGACCCUUCUAAUUCCUAUUCUAAUUAUCAUCGAAACAAUCAGCUUAUUUAUUCGACCACUAGCCCUUGGGGUUCGACUAACAGCUAACUUAACUGCAGGUCAUCUAUUGAUUCAACUAAUUUCUACAGCAACCUUUGUUAUACUACCAAUUAUACCAACAAUCGCCAUACUUACACUUACUGUAUUAGCCCUGCUAACUAUUCUAGAAAUUGCCGUCGCAAUAAUCCAAGCUUAUGUAUUUGUCCUUUUACUAAGCCUCUACCUACAAGAAAACGUUUA